AUGCUCUCCUACGACUCUCCAGUCCCCGCCGGCACAAACGGCCACACCAAUGGCCACGCCUCGUCGAUAACGACCGACCACAAUGGCAGCAUGCCCUCCAUCAGACCGAGGAAACAGACGACCAAGCACCACCACAUCUGGCUGGUUACUGGCCCUGCCGGGAGUGGCAAGACCACCGUCGCCGAGUUCCUCGCCGACAAACUUCACCUCCCAUACAUCGAGGGAGAUGCCCUCCACACAAAGGCCAACGUCGAGAAGAUGAGGAACGGCACCCCCCUCAACGACGCCGACCGGUGGGACUGGCUCACCCUCCUCCGCGACGAGUCGACCCGGCGCAUCGCCUCCGGCUCCGAGGGUGUCGUGGUGACCUGCUCGGCCCUCAAGCGCAAGUACCGCGACGUCAUCCGCGUCGCCGCCUACUUCGACCCCCUGAUCCGCGUCCACUUCAUCUUCCUCGACGCCUCCGAGGACGAGCUGCUCCGCCGCGUCGCCAGCCGCAAGGGCCACUACAUGGGCGCCAACAUGGUCCGCAGCCAGUUCGACAUCCUCGAGCGGCCGGGGCAGGACGAGGGCGACGUCAUCAGCGUCGACGUCGGGCGGUCCCCCGGUGAGGUGGCCGAGGAUGCGCUGAGCCGCGUGCACAAGAUCAUCAGCAGUGACCGGUCAUAUUGA
Clonostachys byssicola is the source of this 672-nucleotide messenger RNA. Lineage: Eukaryota; Fungi; Ascomycota; Sordariomycetes; Hypocreales; Bionectriaceae. The record is from the annotation of a GenBank genome assembly.